CAACCAUCAUACUCUAACUAAGUUUUAUUUAAAUUUGAAAAGAAAAUAAUAAAUUAAUUAUAUUAUUACAACAAACGAUAUCAAAUAUCGUAACUUUUUCUUUUUAUUAUUACAGAGCUAUAAAAACAACACUUUUUAUUCGUCAUUUUACAAUGGCACCAAAAACGACGACUUCAUCUCAUCGGCAAGCAGCUGCUUUUAAUGGGGUCCCCAUUGUACUUUUAUGCCUACUAUUCACCUGUUGCACAUUGUUCACAACCUGCUCUGGUCAUGGAAGACUGAUUGAACCACCAAGUAGAGCAUCAGCAUGGAGAUAUGGUUUUCAAACUCCUCCAGACUAUAACGACCAUGAAUUGUAUUGUGGUGGAUUUACGCGUCAAUGGAAAGGCAACGAUGGUAAAUGCGGAGAAUGUGGGGAUGCUUGGAACUUGCCCGAACCAAGACCGCAUGAAUUUGGUGGCAAAUGGGGUCAGGGAGUUAUUGUACGUAGAUAUAGUCCAGGAUCGGAGAUGGUCAUUAGAGUAGAACUAACCGCUAGUCAUAUGGGAUAUUUCGAGUUUCGAUUGUGCCCAGAACCCAAAGCUAAACAGGAUUGCUUGGAUAAGAAUCUAUUGACCGUUUUAGGUGGAUCACCUGCCAUACCAGCACCAGAAGAUCUAUCAACAAGAUUUUAUCCCAGAAAUGGAAGUAGAAUAUACGAAAUCAAGACUCAAUUACCAGAUAUGAAAUGCAACCAUUGUGUACUCCAAUGGCGUUACAUUGCUGGCAACAAUUGGGGAAUGUGUGACAAUGGAGUUGGUGCGGUCGGAUGUGGUCCACAAGAAGAGUUUCGCGCAUGCUCUGAUAUCGCAAUAGGAGAAGGUGGCAAGACAACAAUGCGUCCGUUCCGGCCAACGAUCAAAACAAAAACCACAACUACAUCUACGCAAUCAUCUUCCACCGAAGAAACCCAAACACAAGCAACAACAAAAGACCAAAAGCCACUGCCCGAAGAGGAAGUUUCACCAUACCUGGCCGUAUUUAUUGUGGCAAUCACUCUUCUCUUUGUCUUAUGCAUCUUGGCCAGUAUUUAUCUAUAUCACUAUCAUGGUCAACGUGUCAAGCAAUUACUACGAUGGAGGAAUGCAAAAGAUGAUAAAAAUGGCAAAGGAGUCACCAAUAUGCAGCAAGCUGCUACAGAAGCUUCUGAUAUUAAAAGUUCGGCCUUGGCUAUGCCACCAAUUCCUCCACCCAGAACCAAAAGACUGUCUCAAUCUCAGGUUAAAGAGUUUUCGGCUGAUCAAUCGAGCGUAGCUUAGUUAACAACAUUAAUUAAAAAGAAAAUUUCGAAUUAUUUAUAACAAUUAUGUUUAAGAUUUUCAUUUGUUUUUACAAAAAAUUACUGCCGCAUAUUUUAUUUAAGUACCUAAAUUACUCAUAAUUACUUUUAAGAUACAAUACAAACCAUUAAAGUGAACAUCUAGACGUUAUAUUUUGUUUUAUGUAUGUUAAUUGUGAUACAACAAAAAAGUACUGAUCUUUAAUAUUCAUGGAAAUAAAAAUUAACCAUACAUUUUAUACAAACGUCA
Molecule: messenger RNA, 1568 nt
Organism: Eupeodes corollae
Lineage: Eukaryota; Metazoa; Arthropoda; Insecta; Diptera; Syrphidae
Exons: 3
Coding region: 153-1298 (381 amino acids)
Source: RefSeq, a predicted model, not a curated record